AUGUUUUCAUUGACUGUUUCCUGUUGGACGAAAUUUCGGGUACGACCGCAGCACAGAAUUUUUGUUCAAAAUGUUUUCAUUUGUUUUCACCAAGACUUCAGAAAUUUCAGCUUCGGACCGCAGCACAGAAGGAGGGUGGUCAUUACGGGUAUAGGGCUGGUGUGUCCCCUGGGCACAGGGACUGCUUUACCCUGGGAGUGCUUGAUAAAAGGCCACAGUGGGGUUGUUGCUCUAAACUCUGAGGAAUACAGAGCUGUCCCCUGUAAAGUAGCCGCUCUGGUACCCAGAGGGACUGAUGAGGGGCAAUUUAUGGAGGAGAAGUUUGCCUCUCGUGGAGAAAUCAAUAGCAUGUCACCAGCUACUGUCAUGGCCCUUGGAGCUGCUAAAGUGGCUUUGCAGGACUCAGGGUGGUGUCCCCAAAGCCAAGAAGAACAACUUAACACAGGGGUGGCUGUUGGUAUGGGUAUGGUGUCAUUGGAUGAGAUUGCUCGUACCUCCAUUGCCUUCCAAGAGAAGGGAUACAAUAAAGUGAGCCCCUUUUUUGUUCCCCGCAUCCUUGUUAACAUGGCUGCUGGCCAUAUAAGUAUCAAACACAAACUGAAAGGUCCAAACCAUGCAGUGUCCACGGCAUGCGCCACAGGAGCUCACGCCAUAGGUGAUGCUGCAAGGUUCAUUGCCCACGGGGACGCAGUUGCUAUGGUUACAGGAGGAGCAGAAUCCUGUGUAGGGCCUCUUUCAAUUGCUGGCUUUUCCAGAGCACGAGCACUUGCAACAAAAUGGAAUGACAACCCAAUACUUGCAUCAAGACCUUUUCAUCCAGAGAGAGAUGGCUUUGUGAUGGGAGAAGGAGCAGCAAUGCUCUUGCUGGAGGAGCUUGACCAUGCAGUGGAAAGAGGAGCUAGGAUCUAUGCAGAGGUUCUCGGCUAUGGGCUCUCAGGCGAUGCCAGCCACAUCACUGCACCCACAGCAGAUGGAGAUGGGGCAUUCAGAUGCAUGUCUGCAGCAUUGCGAGAUGCAGGCAUCUCUCCAGCAGAUGUCACAUAUAUCAAUGCCCACGCCACAUCCACACCUUUAGGUGAUGCGGCAGAAAAUGCAGCCAUUAAGAGGCUGUUCCAUCACAGCACUGACAACCUUGCUGUCUCUUCUACCAAAGGAGCCACAGGUCAUCUGCUUGGAGCUGCCGGGGCUUUGGAGGCAGCAUUCACUGCUCUUGCCUGCUACCACGGAUUAUUGCCCCCAACCCUUAACCUUGACCACACAGAGCCAGAUUUCAACCUUAACUAUGUUCCUUGUAUAGCACAACUUUGGCAGACACAAGGGCAACGGGUCGCUCUCACAAACUCAUUUGGAUUUGGU
Menidia menidia (Atlantic silverside) is the source of this 1356-nucleotide messenger RNA. Lineage: Eukaryota; Metazoa; Chordata; Actinopteri; Atheriniformes; Atherinopsidae. The record is from the annotation of a GenBank genome assembly.